UUUCUAUCGGGCAUUGUUCGGGUCUAUGCGGGUUUUUUCGGGCAAAUACUUGAAUUUUUUUCAAAACGCCGAAAACGCCCGCACUUUUUACGGCAUAUGCGACUUAUUGGCACCCUUGUAUGCAAGGACAGCUUUUUUAUGCCGCCCUUUUUGUGCCAAGGUCUGCAUGCCGAGAAAACUUUGUUUUAAGGUUUGACAGAACCAACCUUGUUUUGAAGGAUGUACAUAGAAUAAAAAUGAGAGGAAAAAAUUAAAGUUUUUAUGUAAUAUAUUAUUUGUUGUACACAGGAAAACCACUUCACUUCAUUUUAAUCUUAAGUAGAAUCCGCAUUUUAAUUUAUUUCAGACCUUGAAAAAUUGACAUUGCUGCUCUAAGGAAACAAAGUCAAAAUUGUCAAUGAAUCGGAAGAAUAACGCGUCUGCAAAAUAUAUAAGUUGAGAUAAAUUUUGUAAUUUUAAAUUUCCAGAUUAAAGGAGAAUAUAAGGUGCCAACCUCUAAAUCGGUUUUGCCGACCUCAUAUUCGUGUUGGUCUACAAAAUUUUGCCGACUUUCGGUACCUUGUAUUCAUGUAUAUGAUGUUUUAAUGCACACACAUUUAGGUAGCUAGCUAGUGUAAAAAAACAACAGACAAUUGAUUUUUGUCUUUUUUAUUGAUCAAUGGUUUCCAUCGUGGUUCUACUGUUUUAUAGAGAAAAUAGCAGACCAUUGAAAAUUUAUUCUAAGAGUUCAAUAAAGUUUUAUACUUUGUGAGGAAAAAAAACAAUAUUUGUGGCCAACUGUAUUGUGGCAUUUUUAAAAAAGGUUGCCAACUUAAAACGCCAGUUGCCUUCCUUUUUUGUCAUUCUCAUCAGGACUUUCUGAUGACUAUAUACAUAUAUAUAUAUCCAUAAUCAUAAACCCACCUUAACACUUCUGUCUUAGUUAUAAUAAUAGUUAUAAUAAAAAACAUACAUAUAAUGUAGCUGACUUUGUCAGUUGCCAUUAAAUGAAAGUAAAUAAUGGUAUUUUCUAAAGACAUCCAAGUCCACAAAGGGAAUUACGCACCAACUCCUACACAACAAAACAGCACUCUACCAGUUCAAGAUGACAAAAAGAAAAUUGGUUCAUUUGAGUUGUAUAUUAUUGUAGCAGCCUGCACAUUUGUUGUUUUGGUUGUGUUUAUUAUAAUUGUUGUGUGCGCUUGUCGACGAAAAAGAAGAAAACAAAGUACAGUGGUACUAUCCCAAACAAAAUGGAAUGUAAGUUUUCCAAAGAAUGUUUAUCCUCCAGAAGGCUCGUCUCAUUUUGAAGAUGAUGAUUACACAGAAGUUGAUGCAUACGAGCGUACAUACGAAUCAGUAAGAAAGAAAAACAGAGCUCAGAGUACGAAAUAUGACAUUCCAAAUGUCAAUGUGCAAAACCCCAACACAACUAAGUUGCCUGUUUAUAAAAAUCUGAAUUCGGAUAGUCAGAAUUACUACGAAAGCCCUGUGUUGUUACGCAGUGUUGUUUAUCAAGUUCCACCGUCUAAUCCCACAGAAAUUGAUGCUGACACAGAAUAUAUUGAGUUUAUUGAAUAAAUUUUGAUUUAUUAUAGUUUAUUAAUUAUUUUUCAGUGAAACUGAAAAUUAUUACCUGUAUGUUUAGACGUUUUCAAUGCUGUAGUUUUUUGUCAAAACUUUCUUUAUGUUUAUAGAUUUUUUAUAUAUAGCUUAUAUCACUUGUAAUUUAUUUUCUCUUUUUUAAUUGUAUAUUACAAAAACUUUAUAUGGCUUUUUUAUAUGAACACAUAGCUAUAAAAUAUAUUUUUAAUAUGGACAUCCUCAAGUUAAAUUUUUGUCAUUUAAUUUAUUUUAACAAAAUUAUGUAGAGGAUAAUGUUUAUAUAUUAUACCGUGAAGAAAUGUACUUGGGAUUUUUCUUUAAAACAACCAUGCUUAACCCGUCUAAUAGAAAAGUUUAAUAAACUUUAUUAGCAAGGUGAUACUCUUAAACUAUCUUUUAAUGUUAACAGUACUUUGUAUGCAAUAGAGAUGAAUAUUGUAAUCUAGUUUAAGCACGAUUAUCAAAACAAUAAUAUAUGUUCGAUGUAUUCUUCAAAUUAAUUUUACUCAACCUUAAUAAUCGUGUAGCCCGUCAUCCAUACUUUAUUUAUUGAAUAUGCAAUUAACACUAAAUCUUUUGACGUUUAAUUGUUUUAAAUCGAGAAUCAUUAAUUUUCUUGGAAAAUAGAAAGUAUUUUAAACUGAUUUGUUGUCUACAAGUUUCACAGAAGCAAAUGUUUGAUUAACAAUACGUGAAACUACUUUUUGGAUUUUGGUGUCUUCAGGGCAGGAUGAGAAGGGGUUUACAAUACACUUCUUCAUUUGUGAGGCAGCCCUUAUAUUAUGAAGAAAGAGACUCUGCAUAUAAUAUUAUGAAUUGUUGCUCCUUUUUUUAUAACAGUUCGUAUAUAAAUAAUAAGCAAACAGCAUGACCACCAACACGAUAUUUUUAGUGGUACUUAAUGUCUCUUAAUGCAAUAACUGUUGACAAUUUGAUCCAAAAGUGACUUUUGGUUCUAGAAUUGAGAAUAGAAAUAAAUAUAUUAACAUUUGUUACAAAUUCCUUUAGAGUUACCUUUUUGUAUUGGCUUGUUAUGUAAAUGCGGAAUAAUGUUAUGCAUUUGUUGUUU
Messenger RNA from Hydractinia symbiolongicarpus, 2653 nucleotides. RefSeq lists its product as uncharacterized. The transcript has 4 exons. Lineage: Eukaryota; Metazoa; Cnidaria; Hydrozoa; Anthoathecata; Hydractiniidae. The record is from RefSeq and is a predicted model, not a curated record. Bases 1000 to 1560 code for a protein of 186 amino acids.